AGUAUUCCUUCCCAAAAUUGACUCUUUUCUCUAUGAAAUUCUUCCUUUGAGAAUUUGUUCUUUGAUUGCUCUUCUGCACGAAUCGGACCGCUUAGCAUAGUGUAGCUAAUUGCACAAUUUGGCAAAUACAGCACUUUGAUUCUUCAUGGAACUCAAAUUUCGACAUCGAGAUUACAAAGCUGAAGAACAAGUUCACUCCCUCUCUCGUGUGGCAGCAGAGACUCAUCCUCUCUCUCCUCAAUCACCGUCGUCUGACCAGGUUGAUGGUACGGAUUAUGGCAGGGACGAGUUCUUUGAUCCAUUAAGGGAGAAUCAUGGAAAACCAGAGGAUUCCAUGAAGGGUUUAGGAAGAACGUCUACUGAAAUCGCAGGUGAACCGUAUAGAGAUAUUGCUAUUCAUUUUCUGGGCAAGGAGUGGACAUCUUACAAGAAAGUCUUGAUGCAAAAAUUUCCUGUCUCCAAAAUGAUCUCUAUUUCUUCGCUGUCAAGCUCAAUUAUGAAGACAGGCAAGGGCCCUGAGAAACCCUCAGCAAAUGUACAUCUAGAGGAGCUAGAUGAUCCUCAGAGAUUUGCUGAAGAAGGUGUUAAAUAUAUCACCCUGCAGGAGUAUGUCUCACGCUUAACUGAACUUAAAGAUGAAAUUAGUCGUGCCUGGCAUGCAAGUGACCGCGUAACCUCCUUUAAUUUGUCAAUCAAGGUUGCUAAGUUACUGUCGGACACAUCUGUACUACAAUUGUAUCCAACACUUUUUGUUCUAGCUACAGAAAUACUAGAUAUGUUAGGGGAUAUGGUAUGGGAACGCAUCAGGCAGAAAGCUGAAUAUACUGAAGAUGGGACAUUAGUCCAUUUACCAGGUAACUUUCAAGCAACUGAAAUCUGUGCUGAAGCCAAAGAAACCUGCUAUAACUGGUUUUGCAAAGUUGGUUCCAUCCGCGAGCUACUGCCACGCAUAUACUUGGAGCUGGCCAUAUGCCAUUGCUGGCGUUUCCUUUCGGAACAACCUGCCAAUAAUCUUCCACGACUGGUUAUGAUGGCAAGAGGCAUUGCAGAUCCACUAGCAUCGUUUUAUUGCCGCUUAUAUUUGGCCCAUUGUGCACAAAAAUUGCCUCAACGGGACAUAGGGCAUCUGAUAAUUUCUAUGAAUGACAUGAAAACUCUUCUGAUGAAUGGUGCACAUGUUGCAUCUGCGGAGAAACCGUCUGGAGCUCUAUCAGGAACUCGAAGUUCAAAAUUGGGCCUGAUGGAACCAGCUAUAGAAUAUGUUAUGAAAUGCUUGUUCAAGGAGUCAUGUGAGCACUUGCAAAUCGGAGACAUAUUGAUGGGGCUUGGACUUGCGAGGAAUCAAUCAGAGUUAUUUGGAAACUCAUCAUGCGUCUCGCUUGUUCUCCACCAUUUAUUAAGGGAACUUCCUAUAAGAAUAGUUUGUUCUAAUGCCUUGGACAUUCUUCAUCUCAUUGAGUGUAGCAACGAUUACUCCUUCGAUCAGUGUUUGAAUUAUAAGUUACUGGGACUCAGACUAUGCGAAAACAUAUCUCAUGUGAAUGAAGUCAAUCUCGUGAUGAAGAAGGUUAUCCAGGUUGUUUCUCAGUUUAAUAGUCUUGAUGAGUACCUCAAUGUUAUAGACGCUCAUGUAGAUAUCGCUCUCCAGAAACACAUGGAUAGUUAUCUGGACAGCAUAUUAGAUGGGAUAUUUGAGCGCACAUUAGAUGAUGAGAUUGGUGAGAAUGAGCUAUCAAGCCUGCAAUCAAUUCUUCUGAAGCUUCUAAAUCAUUUUGAUAACCUUGAGCACAUAUUGCGAUUGAAUCAUUUCAAUCAAAUAUUAAGCAUGAUGCAGGGGAGCUCUAGGACCAUCGUCAAUAUGCGGAUCCUUAGUAUUGCUACAAGGUAUUCUUGUGUUAGAGAUCCUACGACCAUUCAAUUCCUUUUUGAAGUUUCAAGGUCCUUGCAUGAUAGCAUAGAUCUCUCAACUAUUAAGGAAAAGGAGAACAACCAUUCAGCACAUUUAGUUUCUCGUUUUAUACACAUGGUUGAUUAUGAUUCUGAAGUUAAACGCCACUUAGAUUUUUUGGUUCAGUGCCGUGGAGCUUUUGGAAGCAUGAGUGAAGUCAAGGAAAUGAUUGUUCAUUCCAGCAAUUUACUGGUGGUUAAAGCUACACGGAAUGACAUUAGUGAUGUCAUUUUUGUCAAAUCUUGUAUAGCAUGCAGUGAAGUUACAAUACCAUCUAUCCCAUCUCAUCUGAAACAGUUAAACCUCUACUUGGAAACUGCAGAGGUUGCAUUAAUGGCUGGUUUAGUUUCUCACUCAGAUGGACUUGUAGAUUCAGCAUUGAGGUGCUUGCAUAAUGUUGACUUAUUUGAAGGCUCAAGGAUUCCCAAGGACAUUGAUGGGUUUCAAUCAACAUUAUGCAAAUUUUGCAGUCUUAUUGUUAUGAUUCCAGGAUCACUAAGGGGCUCCCCUAUCUUGGCAGAAGCUUAGCAUUUGGGUCCAUAAGAGUGUGAAUUGAGCAAGAGCCCUUCCAUAUGGGACUGUCUACAGCCUGCUAUUCCCGUCUCCUCAAGAAUGUCUAGGACAUAUUCUGUUGUGAAUUGACAAUACCUGACUUAGACAGAGCAAACUCAAUACCUAGAAAAUACUUCAAUCCAGGAGACCCUUAGUUUGGAAGUUCUGAAAGAGAUAUUGCUUCAAUCCAGUGAUACCAUCUUGAUCAUUGCCAAUAAUGACUAUAUCAAACAUAACCCACUAAGUUGAUUCAAAGACUUAGAGAAGAAUACCCUAUAAAACACAUAAUGAUCAGUUGCACAUUCAUGCCAACUCCUGCAUAAUUGUGAUGAACUUACCAAAUCAGGCUUGAGGAGACUGUUUUAGACGAGAAAGUGAUCGUCGCAAUAAGUGAACAAGGCAACUGAACUCCCCUGAGCGACGAAGUCAGGUGGUUUCUCUAUAUAAACCUCAAUCCUCAAGAUCAUCAUGGAGAAAAACAUUCUUAAUGUCCAACUAAAUAAGGAGGUCAAUGACAAAUAUCACCAUGGAUGGUAAAAAGAUGAAAAUAUAUUAUUUUUGCACGGGUGAGAAAGUAUCAUUGUAAUCAAAGCCCAAAUAUCUGAAUGUAAUCUUUGGUCACAAGGCAAGUCUUAAGUCUAUCUGUUUGAUCACCUGGACUAUUUGACUAUAUAAACCUGCGGACAACCAAUUCAAAUUCACCCGGAUGAGAAACAAGAUCCCAAGUACUAUUAUUGGGUAAAGCAGAUAUCUCCUCAUUAGUACAAGUUGAAAUCCAGGGUGAGAGACUGUUUUACCUGUAGACAUGAGGAUUAAAACAUAGGUUAAACAUGGCACAAAGACAUAAUGAGCUGAUGAGAGCCAAUGACAACUCAAACAUGUAUAAAGGGGGUUGAGGUUACGAGUGGAUCAAAUACUUCUCCAAAGUUCAAAGAGUCGACUAUGAGAAGAGUCUGUAGAAGUUGAAGGAUCUGAUACAGGACGUGAAUCAUUUGGAUCUGAUGUUACAUGCUCACAUCAAGAGUAGUGAAGUUGUAGAUGAUGGACUGUGGGCGGUGAACUAUAGAUGGUUGAAUUGUGAGACAAGAUGAAGGAAAGAUAAUGACAGAAUUCCCCAAACAUGGAGCUGGUAACACCUAAAAAAUGUUUAGGUUGUCAGAAGAGGAGAGUUGAGUAUGGUUGCAUUCAACAAUGUGAAAUCAACAUACAUAAGGUACCACUGGACGUCAAGUGAGUAAUGUCACUAUACAUUUUGCACACUUGAGUAACCUAAAAUGUGCACUUAAGAACAUGAUUGGCUGACUUGUCUUUUCUCGGAGUGAAGUUAUUGACCAAACACACACUUCCAAACACAUGAGGUGGAAGAGAGAACAAGAUGAAUAGCGAAACAAAACAGCAUAUGGAACUUGAUUUAGAGAUACCUGAGAAAAGUAUACAAUUAAUAAGAUAAUAAGAUUUGAGAACUGUAUCCCCAAAAAUGUAAUGUAACAUGAGAUUGUAUGAGUAGUAUGCGAGCAGUCUCAAUAAGAUGCCUAUUCCUCCUCUCAGUUGUCCCACUUUGUUGAGAUGUAUAAGGGUAAAAUGUUUGAUUAAUGAUCCCAUGAGAGUUCAUAGAACUACUAAACGGAGAAGAUAAAUAUUCUGAAACAUCCAAUUUUACAGCACUAAUUUGAGACAGAAUUAUUAUCUAUUUUUGUAUCACCCAUAGUUUGAACAAGUAAUGAUCCUUGGUGUCAAAAAUUGAGCACGGAUAUUCAGAAAUAAACAAUAACCUUCCUGAGAUAGAAUCUGCCUGAUCUAGCCGGAAAAAUUAUGCCUGAACGGCUGGACCAAAUCUUCUAGAACUUGGAUUGGAAGGGUCGGAAUAGGUUUUCGACCUGAGAUCUGAAAAAUAUUUCUGGGAGAAGUCGUUGGAAAGCUAGUUGUUGGGUCAGAACCCUAAUUUUGGUGAUCGGUAAAAAAUAAAUAUCGGUAGGUAUGUACUCCGAACAAGCCUUUGAACUGAGAGAUGGAAAAAAAAUCGGAAAAAUUUGUUAGAGAAGUAGAUCUCACAUUAAAAGUAGCUGCCACUCCGGAACCCUAAUUAUGGUAGCCAAAAUAAAUCAAAGCUGGUAGGAAUAGGCUCGGAAUGUUCCAGCAACCCAAUGGAGAAAAAAACAAUUCCAAAAGGAACUGAUCGGAAGGAGAUUGUGAUGCAGACAGCCAACCAAGAAAGAGAAAACUUGACCUCUUUGAUAAAUACGGAACCCUAGUGCUGUGAGGGAGAUAACUCACCUCAAAAAGGCAACAAUGGCUCUGAUAUCAUGUAAAGAAAUGAAUCUUGAAAUUAACUCAACCUCAAAAGCUAGCUGAUGAGGGGAGGAUUGCGCAAGGCUAUAAGGAGACCACUCAUCCCUUUUUAACUCAAUGUGGGACUCUUCAACACCCACCUCACAUCCAAGGCAGGACAUCUGGAGCGUGGAAACUUUUAUAUGGGGGUGCAACAUCGGUAACAGUAAUUGGGAUAGACCAGAGCACCAUGAAGAUUUAAAGAAGAAGAAAAGGCUUCUUUGUAUUUCUUUAUGAAUAUACAACCCAUGAGAAUGGGUUUUUAUACCAUGAGUGCUAAGACUAAAUAAGGAAAGACAAUAUCACAUAAUCAAUUACAUUCAAUACACUAUCAUGCUACUCCUGUAAUUAACCUAUUAGUAUCAAUCAACAUUUUCUCACCAAUGCUCAGAUAUCAUGUUAGAAAAAUAAGACAAGAAAGGAAGAAUUGAGUGACAAGUCAGCUUAAUUAUUCCUUCAAGCUAUUGUAAUUCAAAUAGUGAAUGUACAAGUGCCAAAACAGGAAAGAAUCAAUCUAAUUAAUUGGACUAUUCCUAAUUGAUUAACGAUAUUGUUUACAAUAUUCUUAAUAGUGAGGGUCUAGUGUCUUGUGUAAAGUGAGACUAGAGAGUACUACUAGAUCGGAUGGUCACUGAAACUCAUUGAUGGAGAAGGCAAAAGUUGUGGAGUUAGAUCAUGAAAUGUCUCUUGGUAACUCUGAAAUGGAAAUAUAGAGCUUUUAAUGUGAUGAAGAUAGUUUUCAAUCAGUUAUGGUUCUAUAUUUUGUAGAAAUUAUGCUGCCAGUCAUGGAGUUGUUGAACUCUUUGAGAUGAACGUGUUCCUUUUUUACUCAUCUUUAUAAGUACUUGCAUAAGAUUGGCCACAGUUGGUAUCCAAUUUGCUUUGCUCAUCUUUAUAAGCAUUUUUAUAAGAUUGGCCACAGUUGGUAUCUAAUUUGGAUAUAUAUUUGGCAUUGGGAACAAAUAAUUUGAUAAUGCGUAAGGUCCUAGAAUGUUGUCAAAGAACUGCAUAAAGUGAAUUUUCUUUUUUGAUAAGAAUUAAUCGAUUUUCUGCUGAAGUUUAUGGAAAAGUAAAUUGAGUUAGGACAUCUUCCUAGCUAAUAAUUAAUAUAAGCAAAAAGAUAUUGAUACAAGUGUGCUAAGAUGUUUAGAUGUCAAAAAGUUUCGAUAGAAGAUCAAGUUAUACUUCCAAUGAGCUUUAUGGCACUGCCUUAUCUCCUGGAUUUUCA
Solanum tuberosum (potato) is the source of this 6056-nucleotide messenger RNA. RefSeq names its product UPF0505 protein C16orf62 homolog. The record is from RefSeq and is a predicted model, not a curated record. Gene Ontology annotation, biological process: endocytic recycling. The transcript is spliced from 19 exons. Bases 146 to 2476 code for a protein of 776 amino acids. Gene Ontology annotation, cellular component: endosome. Lineage: Eukaryota; Viridiplantae; Streptophyta; Magnoliopsida; Solanales; Solanaceae.